CACGCAGCGGCAUGUCGCCUGUCCACGUUGCUCAUUUUUAUUUUCCCCGCCGCAGGCAACGAUGCUGCCGUGCUGCUUUGCUGUCGUCGUUGUGCUGUGCGCCGCCGCCAUCGCUUCGGCCGUCGACCCAACCAUCACACUCAACUCGGUGGCCACUUCGCCAGUGUAUUCGUCCAUGAGUCUGUGCUCGCGAGCCGCGAUUCAAGAGGCAGCGAACGACUUGUUCAAAAACUCCGCCGGUCCUGUCGGUGCAUGUGCGCAGUCGCUCGAUAUGCUGCCAAGGCAAUUCCUUGCACUCCAGCGGGCAACCGCGACCCACUGCCGCCUCCUCGUCAACAACUCGGCCUGCUCCGCCUUCAACGACGCGUACAACGCUGCGGUGCGCACGAUCUCGCCUGUGUGCCUGCUGUCGCCGACCCAGCCGUCGUCGGUCGCGAGAUCCUACGACGAGUUUGUUGCCGAGUGGUGCGCGCCGCCACCCCAGCCAUCGUCCAAGAUGCCGUCCAACGCGACCAACAGCACACGUGAGAAUGCGACUGUACCGACCAUCACGGCGCCGCCUCCAUCCACCCGCUCGGUCGUAGACAUCAACACGUUGCCUCCUUCGAAACCCGCGCCAAGCUCCGUCGCGCCAUCCCGUGUGCUGCAGCUCUGUGUGGCCGUGCAUGUUGCUCUCGUCGCAGUCUCGACAGAUUGUUGAGCGAGCCCGUAUUUAUUGUCGCUGCAACUUGUUCAUCUCGCACGUCCAGCGCCGACGCGCUCGCCACCGCCGUCGCGGCUGCCGGACACCUUGGGCGGAAACCGCGCUCUUUCGCACCUGUUCUGUCCAUGUCAAAAGG
Aphanomyces invadans is the source of this 839-nucleotide messenger RNA. RefSeq lists its product as hypothetical. The coding region runs from base 62 to 700 and encodes 212 amino acids. NCBI's taxonomy places the organism in Eukaryota, Oomycota, Saprolegniomycetes, Saprolegniales, Verrucalvaceae. The record is from RefSeq and is a predicted model, not a curated record. The transcript has a single exon.